Messenger RNA from Leopardus geoffroyi (Geoffroy's cat), 1171 nucleotides. RefSeq names its product methyltransferase 1, tRNA methylguanosine (gene METTL1). Bases 1 to 834 code for a protein of 277 amino acids. Gene Ontology annotation, molecular function: tRNA (guanine(46)-N7)-methyltransferase activity. The transcript is spliced from 6 exons. Gene Ontology annotation, biological process: RNA (guanine-N7)-methylation; tRNA methylation. The record is from RefSeq and is a predicted model, not a curated record. Lineage: Eukaryota; Metazoa; Chordata; Mammalia; Carnivora; Felidae. Gene Ontology annotation, cellular component: tRNA methyltransferase complex.
AUGGCGGGAGCCGAGACUGGGGACGCGGCAGGAGCCGAGGCCCCGCAGCCCCAGAAGCGCUACUAUCGGCAACGUGCUCACUCCAACCCCAUGGCAGACCACACGCUGCGGUACCCUGUGAAGCCAGAGGAUAUGGACUGGUCUGAGCUAUACCCAGAGUUCUUCACUCCACUGACUCAAAAUAAGAGGCAUGAUGACCCAAAGGAUAAGAAUGAAGAGAGAGCUCCGGCCCAAGUAGAGUUUGCAGACAUAGGCUGUGGCUAUGGUGGCCUGUUAGUGGAACUAUCACCAUUGUUCCCAGACACACUGAUUCUGGGUCUGGAGAUCCGGGUGAAAGUCUCAGACUAUGUACAGGACCGGAUUCGGGCCCUACGAGCAGCUCCUGGAGGUGGCUUCCAGAACAUCGCCUGUCUCCGUAGCAAUGCCAUGAAACAUCUUCCUAACUUCUUCCGCAAGGGCCAGCUGACAAAGAUGUUCUUCCUCUUCCCUGACCCACAUUUCAAGCGGACGAAGCACAAGUGGCGAAUCAUCAGUCCCACACUGCUGGCAGAAUAUGCCUACGUGCUUAGAGUCGGGGGGCUGGUGUAUACCAUAACGGAUGUGCUGGAGCUACACGACUGGAUGUGCACCCAUUUUGAAAGGCACCCCCUGUUUGAGCGUGUGCCUCUGGAGGAACUGACUGAAGACCCCAUUGUGGGACACCUGGGCACCUCAACCGAAGAGGGAAAGAAGGUCUUACGCAAUGGAGGCAAGAAUUUCCCAGCCAUCUUCCGAAGAAUACAGGAUCCCACCCUCCAGGCAGUGACUCCUAAUCCCCCCUCUCUUGGCCACUGACUGCUUACCUUGCCUUAGCUUGACCCCUAGACCUUCCGAGCUGAGACUGCCAGGACCAAGAGGCGACAGUCUUUCAAAGAAGUUGGGAAACUGCCCAGGGCAGAAACCUGGGAUUCACAACUACCCCUGACCUCACCUUGUUGCCCCUCUACCACCAGCAGAAAGCAAAAGAAACUGACUAGGAAGGUCAAAAGACCUUGAACCAGAAGGGAUGUUUGGAAGGAUGUGGGGUCUUGCUCUCCCUUAGCACUUCCUUCUCCUUCUGGGAUCUCUCCUUCUCAGCUGGAGUGAUGAAUGGAAUUCUCCACUGUCCAUCUAAACUGCUUGCUAGACUCAG